Molecule: messenger RNA, 843 nt
Organism: Cercopithifilaria johnstoni
Lineage: Eukaryota; Metazoa; Nematoda; Chromadorea; Rhabditida; Onchocercidae
Source: the annotation of a GenBank genome assembly
AUGACAAGUAAUGUUGACUUGUCGAAAGUGGAUAAAUCGGCUCAAGAUGCUUACAAUUUGAGCGAAGCGUAUCGAUUCAAGGAGCAAGCAAAUGCUCGAUACAGUGCAAAAGAUUAUGGUGCGGCAAUCUAUUUGUAUCACCAAUGUUUAUUGCGUGCUCGAGCUAUUCAACAGCUUUCACAAUUUGGAUUGCAGAGUCUAGCUCGUAUGGAACGCAACUUAGAUGAGUCGGUAGGCAACCAGGAAGAAAGUGGAAGUGCGGAAGGGAGUAGCAAAGUUGUUGAUGUGAAUGAUGUUGCUGAUGAAUCAUCAGAUGCUGAAAAAUUUGGCGAACGGCGCAAAAGAAUUAGUUCAACAAGUCGAGGUGAAGAAAUGAAAACAGAAGCAACUGAUAUCGCAUUAAAGUGUUACAGUAAUUUAGCAGCAUGUAUUUUGAAGGGACAGAAUCGUACUGAACCCGACUUUCUUCGUGCUGUGGAAUACUGUGAUAAGGUUUUGUCGGUGCAACCUUCGAAUGAAAAAGCUUUAUAUCGUAAAGGAUUGGCGCUUUCAAAGGUAAACAUGUACGAAAAAGCAAUCGCAGUACUACAAAAGUGCAGUUUCAGUAAUCGUGGAGCUCAAAUAAUAAUUGAUGAAUGUCAGCAGUUAUUAGCAGAAGAACGACGACGGCGAGAUGAUCAAAUUCGACGUAAUUUUUCACGUUCAUUUGGAGCUAGAAUAAAUGGACAAAAUUUGCUACAGGAAUUUAAUGUUGGUGCUGCGAAUCAGGUAAUAACAAUGAAUGGGAAUGCUACUGCAAAUUCAUCUAGCGAACACCACCUUAAUAUUCAGCAACAGAACUAA